Messenger RNA from Eriocheir sinensis (Chinese mitten crab), 1360 nucleotides. Its product is annotated as sodium-dependent transporter snf-5-like. Gene Ontology annotation, cellular component: membrane; neuron projection. The coding region runs from base 420 to 1310 and encodes 296 amino acids. The record is from RefSeq and is a predicted model, not a curated record. The transcript is spliced from 4 exons. Gene Ontology annotation, molecular function: serotonin:sodium:chloride symporter activity; serotonin binding. NCBI's taxonomy places the organism in Eukaryota, Metazoa, Arthropoda, Malacostraca, Decapoda, Varunidae. Gene Ontology annotation, biological process: sodium ion transmembrane transport; serotonin uptake.
CAUCAUCAUCAUCAUCGUCCUCAUCCGUCUCACUACAUAAAUCCACGUCUGGUCAGUGUUGCCAAGGAAGCGAGAAAUUAGUGCGUGGUGUUGGUUCUUUAAUACAUAGAACAGUAGUAGUAGUAGUAGUAGUAGUAGGAGGAGGAGGAGGAGAAGGAGCAGGACCAGGAGGAAGAAUAACAUAGUGAAAACAGGAAAGAUCACUUCAAUCAGUUUUUUGGCCUAAUUAACUUUUUUCAUCGUGUUUUUUUUCCAUCAAGAUUUGUAGUUUAUUUCAACAUCUUUAACUAUUUUUAUGUCUUGUUUUUUUUCCCCCGUUUCAUUUCCUUAAGCUCCUCAGUGCCACACGUUGUCGUCGUCUGGUAACGUUCCCGCGCCUGUCUGCCGCUUCGAACUUAAAAGAUUACCCGCGAAAGUUCAUGCGCUCGAAGUUUUCUCUUUCAGGAUGUUGCGGUGGACAGGAGACAGAUUCCCUUCCCCCACACGCCUCAUCCACCUCGUUCUGCGAGGUGGCUGAGCUCCUGAGCGCUCUGUCCACCGAGAUGGCGACCACCCGUGCUCGCCACCCGCCCACCCCCUCCCCCGCCCCCCUCGCCUCACCCCAGUCCUCCACCUCCAUCAACCUCACCGACAACCCCCUCGCCAGCGUCCCCUCCUCCAACCCCAAGGCGAGGAACGACCCCAAACCUCCCUCCCUCUCCACCUCCUCCUCCACCCCGGCCGCCAACAACGACCACUCGCCCACCAGCGACCCGACGCGGCCUGACGUCACCCAGUGCGACGCGGGGAAGACAGGGCAGGACGGGGCCGCCACCACCACCACCACCUCCUCCUCCUCCACCACCGGGGCCACCACCACCGUUCCCGCCCUGCCCCCCACCUCCGACCCGCCGCCCCCCUACCAGCUGGCUAAUCUCUCGUCAUCGGAAAAGUGCCAGAAGUGGACCAAUGGGAGCCCCGAGCCGGAGCGGGACACGUGGAACAAGAAGGUCGAGUUCCUGCUGGCCGUCGUGGGCUUUGCAGUCGACCUCGGCAACGUGUGGCGCUUCCCUUACAUCUGCUACCAGAACGGCGGGGGGGCGUUCCUGGUGCCCUACUGUAUCAUGCUGGUGUUUGGGGGCCUUCCGCUGUUCUUCAUGGAGCUCGCCCUCGGCCAGUACCACCGCAACGGCUGCCUCACCGUUUGGCGCCGAAUCUGCCCCAUGCUCAAAGGUUGGUGUCACGGCGCGGACCUCCCUGUUCCUGCCUCUCUCUGUCUUCGUUGUUCUUUAGUCAUAAGGUGCGUGUCCAUUCCGCCUGUUUGGUCUUGAAGGUGUUAUGUUUUCAAGGGGUUAUUGUGUGAUUUUGUGUGUGUGUGUGU